GUUAAGAAAAACAAAUGAAAAAUAAGGAAGUUAAACAACAAAUGCUAAAAGAAAAGAAUGGGUGUAACGCGUUUAAAAUGCAGUGUCUAAAAAUUCUUAUUUUUCCAUCUUGUUUUUCAUUGAACAAAGGAUCGAGUGAACAUUGUCGUGUGCAGUAAUUCUGGUGAAGACAGCGUGCAAGGCCUUAUAGGAUAUAUCAACAGGAAUAUAUCAGACGUCGUAGAGUCAGCGAGUGUGAAGUUUGAGCCGCUUCCCUACAACAUGGCAGACAUGAAGGAAUUCGAAUUAGGUGGCGUUGAUGCCUUGUUUCUGUGUCAUUCUAUGGAUAUCAGGGGACCUUAUCGCUACCCUGACGGAUCCAACUCCAUCUAUGACAAGUUCUUGUACAAGGCAAAGAGGUGCUUGGGAAAGAAGAGAGUAGCUGUCAUUGUGCACGACUACAAAGAUCUUUCGCGAGAAGCACUUGAAACGUGGAACCAAACCAACAGGUCCACAUUCAAUAAUAUGACGUCACUGAUGCUAACACUUGGUCAAUUUGCUGCAGGGGGUGGCCCGAUUCGACUGACCGCUGCACAACAGUCCGAGUUCAAUUUCUUCUUUGAAGGGGCACUUUCCAGUCGCAGAAUUGUAGGAGCAUUUUACAGGUUUCUCUAUCGCCUUAUCCGUCAGUGAACUUCGAUGAAGAUUGAGGCCCAUUACAUCAGCGUGGGACUUGUGAGGACAUUAUGAGCUGUGUCAUAAUGUUAUCUUCGACCAGCCCCCCUUUUACACCCUGUCCCGCUUGGUCGCUCCGAUCGCGAUCCUACCUAAAGUGCCCCUCCCUCCCCCAUCCUUAAUGUUAUUGCCCCCUUGUAAUUGUCUAUAACUUUGUCCAUGAGGUCAUAUAGUUAUUAUAUAGUUAUUAAAUGUACAUAGCUGGGUACCUUUAUAAGCCAUGCAGUGUAAAUAGCCUAAUUCCACUUUAUAUUGUAGUGUAUUAUACGUGAUGUUCUUUUUGGUAAGGAAUGUAUUUUUAUUUUUUUAAGGUGAGGAUGUGAAGUUCUUAAAAUAACUGGAAACGUGUCUGGAAUCCUCGCAUGGGCAGACAUUGUUGUUACAGAUCUUUUACAAAGUCAUGUACUUAAUACCCAAGAGAGUAUUCCUCUUACAAUAUUAGGAAAUCAGUAAAUUUAACUUAUUUCAGUGAUGUUUAUCAAUUUACCAUGUCAUUAAAUGGGUCUUUGUAUAUAUGUACAGUAAAGUAUGCAUGAUCUUCAUAAGCUUUUAAAGUAAGAUCAGCUUGUACAUAUACCUUUUUUUUAUAAUUUCUCACACCAUUGAUCACUCGUGGACAGUAUGGUGAUGAUAUAUUUAAUCCCAAGCACCAACGCCAAUUGGCAUCUUCAACUCAAGUGUAUAAAGUCUCAUAUUUAGAAGUCUUUUGGUGGGUAUUGUUUAUAAUAUUUCAUGUAAAAUAUCGCCUACUUGAGAUCAGAGGUAGUGGCAAACAUCAUUUUAAACACACAAUGUAGUUAAAUAUGUUGACUUGCUGUAUGUAAUAUACAAAUCGUGUGUAUUUAAAAAUGCUAUAGCAUGGAAAAGUUUGCGGAAGUCUUAUCGACACUAAAUAUGUUUGCAACUUGAUGUAUAAAUUCUGCAUUGAAUUGGUACCUUGCUCAUUGGCGGGUCAUACGGGAUCGGGGACACCCCAUCCUUUAUAAGAAAAGGGGUUACGACGAGGGGAAAAACACCAAACAGAAUCAUGUCGGAGAAAUAUUAUGUCAAUUACUAAAUAUGCAUUAAAGCUCUAUGCUGCAUUUUGAUAAAGGAUUCUGGAAAUAAUCUGUUUUCUGUAAGGAAUAUCAAUUACAACGAAACUCUUUCUGGUACUUAAAGGUUUCUUCCAUUCAGCUUCCAUAAAGGUAAUAACAACCAAAACAAAAUACCAGUCCGUAAUUCUAUAUAUUUAUAGUCGGUGUUAGUUUUUCCCAUGCACAUCAAGUGGCAAACACAUGUAAAAAACAAUGUUUAUUUGUGGUGUACAUGUAUAUAUAUAUUUAUCCGUAAUUAAAAAUGCCUUUUCACUAACACGUGAUCUCGGAUAACAUUUGGUAGUCCUAAUUUCCCCUAUGUCAAUCGGAAAGAAGAAUGUGAUGACUGAUAAGGAAUACACAUUAAAUAUUUAUUUUUGUUAAUACACAU
Molecule: messenger RNA, 2181 nt
Organism: Strongylocentrotus purpuratus (purple sea urchin)
Lineage: Eukaryota; Metazoa; Echinodermata; Echinoidea; Camarodonta; Strongylocentrotidae
Exons: 2
Coding region: 262-672 (136 amino acids)
Source: RefSeq, a predicted model, not a curated record